Triticum aestivum (bread wheat) is the source of this 1402-nucleotide messenger RNA. RefSeq lists its product as uncharacterized. The transcript is spliced from 7 exons. The coding region runs from base 569 to 1087 and encodes 172 amino acids. NCBI's taxonomy places the organism in Eukaryota, Viridiplantae, Streptophyta, Magnoliopsida, Poales, Poaceae. The record is from RefSeq and is a predicted model, not a curated record.
UCUCCCCCCAACCCACCCCACUUCUUCCUCCCCCACCACCGCACUCUCAUCCAUCUGCAACCGCAGCAGGGCAGUCUUCCAGAUCCGCCAAUUCCCCUUUCUUCUCCUUCUUCCUUAGCGACCCCGGCCGAUUUCGCGGGUUGCGGAGCGAUUCCACGCGAGCGGAGCCUUUUUUGCGGGGAUUGUAAGGCGGAGGAGUGGGGGCGCUGGUGAUCAUUUCGCGGGCGCGGCAACGAAUACAUGCGGAGGACGGAAUGAGGCAAGGGGGGGUGGGGGGCGCCGCUUCUGCAUGCGCAGCAGUCGAGAGCUCCGCGAACAGGAGGUGGAGGUACGAGUAGGCGAUGCGUGAGUUGUGUCGAGGUUCGUGCUGUCGUCAAAGAGCUCGUGCAAUCGCCCGCAAAUUUCCGGGCCUCACUGAAUUAUAAAGUCAAAGCAACAUUUUUUGAGGUUUUGUGCACAAGCCCAAACAAGAAGGUUCAACAUCCACUUCCUGAUGUAGUAAAAUCAAUACUGGCUGCUCAUGCCAGAAGAAACAAGGGGAAAACACUAAAAAAUAGUUGCAAUCAGGAUGAACAAGCACGAGUUGCCUGGAAAUCAUUCCAGACUUGCAUGCACAUCAUACCAACCUGCGCCGCUUCUGCAUGCGCAGCAGUCAAGAGCUCGGCGAACAGGAGGUGGAGGUACGAGUAGGCGAUGCGUGAGCUGUGUCGAGGUUCGUGCUGCCGUCAAAGAGCUCGUGCAAUCGCCCGCAAAUUUCCGGGCCUCACUGAAUUAUAAAGUCAAAGCAACAUUUUUUGAGGUUUUGUGCACAAGCCCAAACAAGAAGGUUCAACAUCCACUUCCUGAUGUAGUAAAAUCAAUACUGGCUGCUCAUGCCAGAAGAAACAAGGGGAAAACACUAAAAAAUAGUUGCAAUCAGGAUGAACAAGGCAUUUGUAAAAGAGAAGCAUCUGAGAGGGCACAACAAGAUGGAAGCUCAGCUCUCAGGUCCAUGGCCACCAAAACGGGGGAAACAGUUGUGGCAAUGGAGGAGAGGAACAGAUGGAGAAGGGGAGGUCAAGGGGGGAGGUUUGGGGGUUACGACUAGGAAAGGGAAGGACGAUUUGGUGCGUCAGCGUGAGCCAAGGCAGGCUAAUGUCAUAGGGGGAGCAAUAGUUAAUAUUGUGACAGACUCGCCCCUGGGGCCAUGUGCAGUAGUUAAUGUCAUAGGGGGCCAUUUCUUUCCUUUUUGGGUUUGCCAGCUGGAUCCGGAAAGAGGUCCACUACUAAUUCUAGGGUGUGUGCUGUGGACCGCUAGCCAGCCAAGGGUUGCUAGCUAGCCGCGUCCUUUUUAUAAUAUGCAAGAAUAAGAAUACAAUAGUAUAGUUGAGUUUUCAGAAAAAGGGAAGUUUCCUUAGAGUAA